Messenger RNA from Physella acuta, 1616 nucleotides. RefSeq lists its product as uncharacterized. Gene Ontology annotation, cellular component: plasma membrane. Gene Ontology annotation, biological process: G protein-coupled receptor signaling pathway. The record is from RefSeq and is a predicted model, not a curated record. Gene Ontology annotation, molecular function: G protein-coupled receptor activity. NCBI's taxonomy places the organism in Eukaryota, Metazoa, Mollusca, Gastropoda, Physidae.
AUAUAUCGAUAAGAUAAUAAAAUUAAUGGAAUAUAAUUUUCUGCAUUUGUGGAUAAUCAUCCAUCACAUGUCUUGAGGCGUGUGAUUCUAGAACGCAUCCGGCAUCAAGGAUGAUACCGCACAACAUGACGGACUACUUCGACAGGAUGAUUCUCCCUCUACACCUGCAGGAGUUCAACGUCUCCUCCUUUGAGGACGCUUCCAGCGACAUACUAAACAUGGGCCACGUCCGUCCGGUCAGCCAAAUGGACAACGCCACCCAGCUCUUCCUGGCAAACGGUACCAGAACCAGAGCGCCGAAAUAUUUCAACCCAUCUGAGAGGAUGGUGUCGAUGACGCUGCCGAUGGUGAUGAAGCUGAGCUACUAUACCUGCCCUGCCAUCAUGGCCAUAGGUGUCCUGUCGAACGUCUUGUCCUACCUGGUGUUCACACGGACACGGUUACGUAAGAUUCCGUCGGUGCCGUAUCUAGCAGCCAUGUCUGUCGUGGACAGUGGGGCCUUGGUGACCGAGUUCAUUCAGAUGGGAUUAGUGCAACACGGGCUGAACCUCAUCACGUGGUCAGGAGUGUGUCAGUACGUGACCUACUUCAACUUUGUCUUCAUCUUCCUGUGUAUCUGGUACCCCGUGGCGUUGUGUGUAGAGAAGCUCAUCAGCGUCUACUGCCCGCUCAAGAAAGCUGCACUCUGCACACCCUUCAGGGCCAAGGUCGUGGUCAUUGGCAUGGCGGUGAUGACGGGGACCUGCUACUACUACGUCAUCUACAUGACGGGGCCCCUGCAGCUGGGGUCUAUGAUGUUCUGUCGCGAGUGGAAGGAGUUCCGCUUCGACUACGGCGUCCUGAUGACGCUUGACUCCAUCUUCGUCAGCAUCCUGCCCAGCUUCAUCCUCGUCCUCCUCGUCGUUCUCAUCUGCUUUCGGGGCUGCGAGUACUACCGGAUAUCGUCCGCAGCGGAAGUCUCCAAUCGGAACGGGUCUGCGCGGAGUUACUCUAUCCGCGCGCCGAUUCGCGUCACGAACGUCAUUUUUCCCAUUGUUUUUAUCAUACUUGUUCUUCGCUUGCCUCUCAGUUGUAUGCGGAUUUACGGGAUGAUGUCAUCGAGUUUCGGGCACUUCGGCCUUAACCUCCAGCCCAUAUUUUUAUACCUGAGCCGGUUCGAGUGGGCUAUCAAGCUGUAUAUAUAUCUCGUCUUCUCGCCAAGCUUCCGUAGGAGGACGAGAUCGUUUCUCUGCAAUAUCCGGUCAAAGUUCAAGGGCAGGUGCCAGCGGAACUCGUCAGACGACGAUGACCUGGAGGGGACGCCUGCAGCGCCCCCCAUCAACCUGGCGCAGACGCUAGAGAGGGGAGACAACCAUCGGGCUUGCCUUAUGUCUUCUGAUGUGUGAAUCACAGUCUUGGUUAUUACAGUUACGCCCCUUGUUGUGAAUUUGGCUAUGGCUAAAAAAACUAAAAAUUCAUGAUUGUUUUGCUGAUAUAUACUUAAAAUAUUAGCGUAAGUGACAGAUCUUCGGAUUUUAAAAACCUUCGGAGAAAACAGAUUACAAAGAUAAUGUUGGAUUAAACAACAAUGGUGUAAAUUUUCAGAAAUGGAAAUUAAAAAAAUAAACCAAGAGCAG